AUGGUGGGUACACUGCGUAAAUCCAAGGAGGGUGGCCACACCCUACUCCUGGUUGCCAUCGACAAGUUCUACAAAUGGAUCGAGGCCAUGCCGGUUACCAACCAGGCAGGCACGACUGCCGUCACUUUCUUCUGCUCGAUCGUCUUCCGCUUCGGAGUUCCGCACAGCAUCAUCACCGACAAUGGCUCCAACUUCAUCUCCAACGAGUUUAAAGACUUCUGCGAGAAAAUGGGGAUACACCUCAACUAUGCCUCCGUGGCACACCCCAAAACCAACGGUCAAGUCGAAAAGGCCAAUGGCCUCCUUACCGUCGGAAUCAAGAAACGACUCAUGACUCCCCUGCACCGAGCAGCUGGGGCCUAG
Molecule: messenger RNA, 363 nt
Organism: Brachypodium distachyon (stiff brome)
Lineage: Eukaryota; Viridiplantae; Streptophyta; Magnoliopsida; Poales; Poaceae
Exons: 1
Coding region: 1-363 (120 amino acids)
Biological process (GO): DNA integration
Molecular function (GO): nucleic acid binding
Source: RefSeq, a predicted model, not a curated record